CAUUGAUCUUAUUCGAUUCGACUCCAUUCAUGGGAAAAAAAGAAUUCUACCAAAAUACUUCCCACGCAGACGAAGUCGCGGGCACAGCUAGUAAUAAAUAUGAAUAUUUUUCAAGAAACCGUAGACAAAUGUGGAUUUUGUUGUAUUACCCUUUAACAAAUUCCUUCUUCUGUUUGUGUAAUUUUAUUAACCCAAUCUGGUGAUAUUUAAGAUAAAUGACGUCAUAUAAGCACAAAAACAAGGCCGCAGCGUGUUUGCGCAAAACUUAAGAGAAUUUGUUUUUUUUUUCCAUAAAAACCUAUUUAUGUAUGCUAAGGAAUUAUCUUAAGAGGAUUUUAACUAUCGAAGAAAUUAAUCACAUUAUAAUAAAUUGUCCAGGACCCUAUUCAAUUUUAAUAUAAUUUCAUUAUUUUUAUUCAAUAAGGCUUAUAAUAUUAAUAAUUCCACUCAUCACUUAAAUUAUUUUGUAAAUUGAAUUACGAUCGAGGAAAUAAUUAACAGAAGCUUCAGUGCUAUUUCCGGGGCACUACACGAUAGAAAUUGUGUAACUGUAUCAAACAGUAAUAUGGUAGUUCAAAUUACUCCUCAGAAAUUCUUUCAUGAUAACAACGUAGAUGAUGACAUACGAAGCUUUGUAUUGUGUCUUGAUAUAACGCAAAAUGCCAUGCUCCUUCGAAAAUACAGCAUACGAAACAAUUUCAUAACUCCCAAUGGAUGGAGAUCAAAUAUGAUUUCCACGGUUGGACUUCUAAGCUAUUUCUUUAUAUAUCAUUAUACUUGUAAUAGUUUUUAUAAAAACAAGGUUUUCUUCGAAAGUGCACUGGGAAAGUAUGCGGCUUUAAAUAAAGUGGUUGUGUUUAUAGUAUUUUCUAUUCAUGUCUUUUCAAAUAUGUUGCAUAGUAAAAAUAAUGUAACGGCUAUUACUAAACUCCAAAACAUCAGGAGGGUAGCCAAAUAUUUAAACAAUGAUUUAAAGCAGCUAAUUAGAUUGAACUGGAUUUGCUUGUUAUUUUAUAUAAUUUUUUUGAUAACAAUUGAGAUCGCAUUAAUAUAUUGUCUCAAAUCAUAUGCCUUUUUUAUUAUUUUAUGUCAUUAUGUUGCGAUAUCUUUUGAAGUAGGAAUAAUAUACUUCGUUUGUUUGGCGAGACUGCUGCGUCAUCUUAUGGCAAAUUGGAUUUUGAAAUGCAAAUACUAUUCUGAAUAUUCUAAUUUUAAAAUUUGUUGUGAUAACAUUAAUAAUUCUCGAUUUUGGAAUAAAUUAUUUAAAGCUUAUUGUGACAUAAUAGAUUCAUACCAAUCUCUUAAGAAAACAGCCACAGUUUCGGUGAGUAAAAUUUUGUUAGAUUGAUCUAACCAACUCUUGGUUAGACCUAUGUGAAACCAAAUUAAUGUCUAGCUAUUAUGUAUUUAAGUUUUAUUUUUCAGAUAAUUAUUUGCUGUGUAUUAACCUUUGAAUUAAGCCUUAUGUUUGUUCACAUGGUCAUAAAAAUUCAUAAAUUCGGACUUAAAGAUGAUAUUUUUAACGAUGUAAGUAGUGUAAUAAUUUAAUUACAUCACAAACUAACAGUAAUAUAACAUGUUAAGAUAAUUUUUAAAAUAAUGGCUAGAACGGAAUGAAAUUAAAUUUACAACAAAAAAUUCCAAUGACAAUUGCAAUGACUCAACGGACUAUAACACGACU
Messenger RNA from Diatraea saccharalis (sugarcane borer), 1681 nucleotides. The record is from the annotation of a GenBank genome assembly. Lineage: Eukaryota; Metazoa; Arthropoda; Insecta; Lepidoptera; Crambidae.